CUUUAACCCAAAUUAGCGUUUUGUUUACUUUACACCCCGCAUAGCAACGGGUGAACAUUUCCCAAAGAAAAAACAACAUUCCAGCGGUUGACUGGAACGUCACGGUACUACUAAUAAAUCUAACAGGAAAACAUAUACCCGAGGCCGGCCUUAUCCUACUACUAGCUGGUCUCUAGUUGCUAGUAGUUUUGGAUUUGAAAAUCAAGAAACUUGCAAUUUUCAGCUGCAAUUGAAGAAAAAUUACGAACCGCCAAAUUGACGAUACACAAACUAAUACACACAUACAUAACUUUUUACAUAUCUGUAAUUACCCGCAACCGCCAAUGCGGAGAGUUCCUGAUCGCGAUUGAUAUUUACCCCUCAUUUGCUUACUGUUUUGCCUUGGGCGACAACUGGGCGGCGGGAGUAGAGAUAAAUCGCGUCCGGAUUAAAAAGGGGAGAAGAGAUUAGGGAGCAAGGAGAAACGAAACAGGAAAACAAAAAGAAAGAAAACAAUAUGGUUGAUCCAGACAACCUACGUACGGCGUCGCUGUACAUCAAUAACCAAUUGAUGUCCCGCGGCCUACUGCGCGAUGGCCACAAUAUCGAUUUCGCGAGCCCGGAGGCCGGCGACGGAGGAUUGCAGGCUACGAUGGGGAAGGUUAUGAGUGUUAUCAAUGACCUAAUUCUGAGGCGCGACCGCGACGCCGAAAACCGCGAAUCUCUAUCGACGACCCUACGUACCCUCCGCGCCGACUCCCAACGCCAGACGACGGAAUUGGCGCGACAAUCGGAUAAGUUAUCUGAAACGCAGCGUAAGCUCGACUCGGCCGAUGCUAAUGAGCGCGCGCUCCGCGCUCAAUUGAAGACUGCGGAGCAGAACGCGCAUCGGCUGAAGGAGGAUGCGGUGAAAUCGAAGACGCUUCUCGCCCAGGCUAGGGCUGCUUGUGCGAACGAGGUUCGCAAGCGCGACCGCCAGAUCGAUGGCUUGAAGAAGGCGGUUGCGGAUGCUAGUCGGAUUAGAGGUGGGAAUAGGAAUAGAGAUGUUUUGUGUAUUAGUGUCACGGGUGAGGUUGGCGCUGACGAGCGCGAGUUACCUGUCGGCGCGACACAGGCUGAAGGGUAUAGUUUGAGGUUGGAGACGAAUCAGUUUCUCACGGAAUUAGCUAGGGGUCUGAGUGAGGAGAAUGAAGGGCUACUGGCGCUGGUUAAGCGUACGGUUGAGGGAUUGCGUGAUAUGAGCGGAUUGGAGAGGGGGUCGGCUCACGCGAGUGUGGCUGGAGCGGACCGCCAUUCGGAUAAUGGAUGUGCGGAGGUCGUGGUUUUAGGCUCGCAGAAGAGCGCUGAUGAGUUGGCGGCGGAGUUGGAGGGGAUUAUGGAGCAUCUUAGGACGAUACUCACGAACCCCUCCUUUGUGCCGAUUGAAGAGGUUGAGGUCCGUGAGGAAGCUAUUAAUCGCUUGCGAGCUGCCCUUGAGACUAUGGAGAGUCGCUGGAAGGAAGCUGUGCAUAUGAUUGAUGGCUGGAGGAAACGCAUGACCUCGAGCGGCAGGUCGGUGGAUAUUGAGGACCUUCGUAUGGGUCUAAGACUUAGCCCUGUUAGGGUUAGAGAUGUCGAAGAGACCGACAAUGUUGUCCCAAUGAGGCUUUCUGGUAUUCAGGAAGAGGAGGAAUAUGAAGAGACCGAAGAAUUCGAACAAAAUGGCGCAGGCAUCUACGAAUAUGAACAAGAGCCGCAAAGACUUAGGUCUCCCAGCCCGGUCGAAUCGCUACAUUUGGUUCCAGCACCUGGAUACGAAGCCGAGAAUGAAUCCGACUCCGACUCGAGUAGCAUCUUCCAAGAUGAAGAUAUCGAUAUAGAGGAUUUGGAUGCUGAGGAGCCCAACGUCCAGGUCCUCCAAGAAUCCGUAUACGAAGCUUCAAUGGACUCGCCUCCGCUACCGAUACCACCACAGCUCAGUCCGCUUAAGGACUCAUACUCGUCAGGUAAUAGGGGAGUUACCGGACGUGAACACGGGCACCGCAAAAGGCCUGGGGAUUUCACGACUAUUAUCGAGGAAAAUACAUGGGAUUUGGCGGUAGAAGAGGAACAAGCACCAGCUCCCCCGCCUCAUCUAAUUAAACCUCAAUCACCCCAGCAGCAGAAAAAGACGGCAACGGGCAAGGCUUCGCCGCCAUGGCAAGAUCUAACUCGGCCCAGCUCGACAGCUUCAUAUGAUAGCCCUCUUUUCGGCAAGUCGGGUGAGAGGCCAUCGCAGUCAGAUCCUUCCCGCAAGUUAUUUUCGAAGCCUACCUCCAGCCCUAGCCAGCCCACACAGACCAAGUCGCAACCAGAACCAGGAAGCGCAAAUACACAAGCUUCUAGUAAGCCAUCGAGGAGACCGGCUUCGUCAAGGGAAUCGCCGGGUCCAUUAACAGCCGAAAUUAAGAGAACGACAUCAGACCCGACCGACCCACGACCACUUCAGAAAGCCGCCUCCAUAUUAUCGAAACAAACCACUCCCGCCACGCAAUCGCGACCUAACUCUUCCUCAUCUACCAAAGCAACAAUCACCGUUGUUUCAGAAAACAAACAAUCGCCACAACAACCAUCGAUACCUCGUCCCCGCUCACCUCUCCGUAACAACCAAACUGCUUCAUCACGCCUCCCAAGACCGAAUAGUGGCGGUAACCCACCACCUCAAAGUCCAUUAACUAUGAACACUAUCGCAGCAAAACUAGCCGCCGCAGAACGCGAUGCUGACGCCGCGCGUGUUAAGGCUAAGCUACGUGCAAUCAGAGGCGGUCGGAAGCGCGAUACCGCGUUGAACCUAGCGCCCGCUUCUUCAGGGUCGGCCGGUGAACAAGUCGAGGAAGCAAAGACGACUCCAACCAAAGUAAAGAAAGAGAAUAAUGGAGAUUCCGAAUCCAUGGACCCGGUUAAGAGGGACCCUGCUCCUACAUCGUCAUCUCGAUCAGCGCGGAGAGAAAAUUUACGACCAGCACCAGCGGCAACGGGUCAAAAUGACGCUGAAACGGAUGAUUUAGCGGGGUCGUUUAAUGGUAAUGGGGUGAGUGAUAAUGUGAAGGUUACGAAACGCAGACGCGACCGUGGUGAGCGUCGCACGAGUAAAGUCGCCUCGCGUAGGAGGAGUACCCUGAGUCCUUGGGAGAUGCAGACGCUUAUUCAGGGGCAAGCUGCGGGACCUGGUACGCCGGUGAACUGCAGCUAAGCUACCCAGGACUAGACAUUGGAAGUUCAAUUUUUUGGGUAGGCUAUUGCUUGCUAUUUGGGCUUGUGGGGAGGGAAGAGAAGAGAAGCCUACUACACGAGGAGUGACGAGCGCAUGAGCGGAUGGAACAAGUGAACGAAAUGAACGAUAGGCCUAGUGGGCAUAAUCGUAAUUAAGGCGGUCCGAGAACUUAAACAUCCCGAGCUACGUAAGAGUUGACACGACAGCCUGCAGAGGCUAGGGUUAUGACAGGGUGGU
This is a messenger RNA of Hypoxylon trugodes, 3448 nucleotides long. Its product is annotated as Afadin and alpha-actinin-binding-domain-containing protein. Bases 497 to 3190 code for a protein of 897 amino acids. Lineage: Eukaryota; Fungi; Ascomycota; Sordariomycetes; Xylariales; Hypoxylaceae. The record is from RefSeq and is a predicted model, not a curated record. The transcript is spliced from 2 exons.